Messenger RNA from Dunckerocampus dactyliophorus (ringed pipefish), 3105 nucleotides. Its product is annotated as zinc finger protein 572-like. NCBI's taxonomy places the organism in Eukaryota, Metazoa, Chordata, Actinopteri, Syngnathiformes, Syngnathidae. Gene Ontology annotation, molecular function: RNA polymerase II cis-regulatory region sequence-specific DNA binding; DNA-binding transcription factor activity. Bases 433 to 1500 code for a protein of 355 amino acids. The record is from RefSeq and is a predicted model, not a curated record. Gene Ontology annotation, biological process: regulation of transcription by RNA polymerase II. The transcript has 2 exons.
GGGAGCAACUGACGCCGCACCGUAUUGUUGACGCGCACGUCUAUCUUUUCUUGUACAGUACGUCUGAUAAAAUUAAUCAAUAGCAUACAUUUAGCUAUAAUAGUAGCAAUUAGACACCAUUUUAUACCACAAACCAUUAUUUUUUUGUUUUCAAAAUAGAAUUUUGAACAAUGCAUACAACAUUCUAAUGAUUACAUUUGUAACUAAUUUCACAUUUGUCGUCGAUUAACUAUUUUCUGAGCAAUUAAUUAAUGCCCAUGGCCUUUUUCUUGUUCCUAUUGGUUGUAGGUUGGAAUGAAGUUAUGUGGGGGGCGCCUCUUACUUCCGUAGCCGUUAGCUGCUACGGCUGGCUAACUAGCACAUCGGCUCAGCAAUCCUGCCCAUUUGAGACCACUCGCAUCAAUACCACUGAAACAAUAAAGUUAUCCCAACAUGUCGCCACCGCUGUUGUUUAGGGCCUUCAUAAACGAACGCCUCGCUGCCGCCGCCGAGGAGAUAUUUGAGUUUUUUGAGCGAAUAGUGGUCAAAUACGAAGAAGAAGCUUCCAGCUCGCAGAGGGAGAUAAAACGCCUCCGAGGGGUGCUGCUGGAUUUUGUUUCACACCAGAAAACAGACUUCUUGCCGUCAGCAGCCCAUAAGGAGGAACAUCCCCCCCUGCAACAUCUCUGCCAGCGGGAGUCAAGUGUGACCGUUAGUCGUACGGAAGUAGAGUCCCGCCAAGUUAAACAGGAAAAUCAGGCACUGUGGGAAGAAGGCAACCAAGUCCAAGAGGAUUCCUACAUCACGUAUGUGCCUCAUUCUUCUGCUUGGGAGCAAGACGACAACAAAGUGUCUUUGCAGAUGGAUUUUCUGGAGUCACGAGGGGUGGAAACUGCACCCUUGCUGCCUCCUGUCCGCACACUUGAAGCAUCUCCACUCCAGGAUGGACAAGAGAAUCAACCCCAAAAGACAUCAACGGAGCAAACCUUCACAGAUUCAUCACAUUUUAAUUUAGUUACGCAGGACUACCGCUGUCACCUAUGUGACAAAUCAUUCUCCUUCAACCAUCACCUGGUUAAUCACGCUCUCCGCAUCCACUGGAAGGACGUGUGCUGCGCCGUUUGCGGAGAGUCCCUGGAGUCUCCCAUACGCCUCAGCGAGCACCUUCAGUCCCACCGGGGCUCCAAAACCUGCCCCACGUGCGGCAAGCAGUGCGGCAGCGUGAGUGCGCUGGCCGAGCACAUGACCAGCCACACGGGCGAGAAGCCCCACCGCUGCCACAUGUGUGGCAAGGAGUGCAGCCGCAAGGGCGAUUUGAAGAUACACAUGAGGAUCCACACGGGCGAGAAGCCUUACUGUUGCUCGCACUGCGGCAAGCGCUUCACGCACAGUGGGCACCUGAGAAAGCACCUCAGGAGCCACACGGGCGAGAGGCCGCACACGUGUGGCGUUUGCGGACGAGGGUUCCUGCAGAGCACGCACCUCAAGCAUCACUUGACCACUCACCGGCCGGCAUCUUGAUUAACUUAUACACCAAGGACUCUCUUUUCUCUUCACUGUGUUGUAACAGGCACUAAAUACUUGGCAGUACCAUCCAUCCUUUUUCUAUGCCGCUUGUCCACACGAGGGUCGCGGGGGUGUGGUGGAGCCUAUCCCAGCUGACGUUGGGUGAGAGGCGGGGUACACCCUGGACUGGUCGCCUGCAGGACUGUAUUGACCCAAAUAUAAGACAACAAUGCUUUUACAAUAAUAUUUUAAAAGACAAAAUCAAAGAUCUCUCCAGGUCAUCGUUGUGUGUGUAAGUGACAGGAAGAAAAGCUCUUAUUUACUUUGGUGAAUGGUUGCUUGGCACCACCUUCUGGUUUGCAUGUUUAGAUCACUCUACCCCAGAUACAAGACGACCUAUCUUUUUGAGACUUUUUUUCUAAGGGUAAAAAGCACAGUCUUGUAUUCGGGUCAGUAUGGUGUUUUGUGUAAGAAAUUAAACCUCUAUUGUUGAACUGUUUGUUCCAGGGUGUGUCUCUCAUUGCUUCAUCGUAAUGGAAACAGCUAUAAUCUGUCCCAGUGUCAAACUGUCAAGUGUGGUAAUAUCGGCACAGAAGUCUAGGUCACAACCGGACUUAAAAUUUUUUGGCGUUCCCUGUUUUUCUUUUUUGUGGAGAAUGUGGUUGUGGUGACCAUUAAGGAGUAAGAGCUCGACACGCAUGUAGGAAGUAGGAAAUAUCUCAACGUGCGUUGGUCGCACUAAUUACAUACGGCUCGAAAGUCAGCACGUCACACAAGCGCCCUGUCACACGUGCACGUGGACCGGUGUAGGAAUCCAUAUGACUGGUUGUGACCUAGGUUUAAGUGUACAAGCAGUUUUGAGCAACUGAUAAUGGUCAUGCUUGUUCAUUUAGUGGUGCGAUAAAAGCCAAAGAAAAGGCAAUAAUACUUGGAUGCUCACUGAAGUGAAGUGCAAAUUCCAAGUUUUUGUAAAACCUGAGAGGCAUUUUUGUUCCUGAAAGUGUUUUUUUCUUUUUAGGUUACAUAUUGUACAACCUCAAAGGUAUUAAUUCAUCUUAAAGAGGUUCCAUUGUGUCUUUGCUGUGAUUUUUGUAUUACAUCAACUGGGACUUCUUUUAUUAUUUGUACGCAAAAAUGCAAUAUCCAUGAUACUGUAUAGUGUAUAUUUUUGUAUACACCCGCAGACGGGCUUGGGCACCUCCCCAGCUCCCACUGCAUUUCCUAUCAGAAGUGCACAAAUAUUUGUCCGUUUGUACCAUUUCUAGGGCCGAAAGCUGUGAAACCCAAGUGGUUAAGGGUAUCCAGUCUAAACCUUCGUGGCUACCAUCACAUUGAAACCCCUAUAAAGCCCCAAUUAACCAAACCUAUACAUAGUAUGUACUGUAUUUUACUUUUUAGAGCGUGCAAAGUUAGUAGAAAAGAGUGGUAUAUACCUGUAGACUGUAAUGUACCACAGAAUGGCUUCAGCAGUGGAUGUGAUUCGCCACUAGGUGGCAGCAUUGGCGCAUUUCAGUCACCCAGCUACUCUGCAACGCCACUGAUUUGUGGGUUACUCAAUACUGUUUACUUUGUGUAGGAACCAUGUAAACAGAUUUUGAAGUAAAUUAAAGCUAUCACUUG